GGCGGGUGGGAAUUUAUUUGAAAAUAUGGCAACCAAUAAGAGCACGACUGAAAAGCACAAGGAGGUACGAGCAUGGCUGCAGUGUAAGUUUGCCGGUGAGACAAUCCCUCCAUACGAAAUCAGAGAGGAGAUAGUGGAAGAACUAUACAGGCUAAUGAAGAGGAAUGAGGCAAAAGACAGUGAGAUUCAGCUGGUGAUAGAUGACUUGAGACAGGCAACCAGUGAAUACAAGGCAGAAGCCCAGAGGGAGGGGAGGAUAUUAAAUCAGGUUGGCUUCACCCCAGCUGCCUUAUCUCAGUCAGGAGUGACCAGUCUUCAGACUCUGAAUGGUGUUGCUAAUGCUCUAAAGCUGCGAGACACCUCAGAUACCAGUUACUUGUUGGGCCUGGCUGAACUGAGUGAUGAAACAUUUAAAGUGGCAGAGGCAAGGAAAAAUACACAGCACUUGACGCAUCAGUUACAGAAAAAAACUAAAGCGGUCAAUAUCCGGGAAAAUGAGCGUAAACAAGAACUUUCAACCUUGGAUGAACAGGCAGCCCAACAGGAGUCUGAAUUCAAGACUAAGGCCAAGGAGGUUGGGUUUUUACAGAUGAAAGCCAAGCAGUAUAGCUCAUCCCUGGACAAAACAAAGGCUGUCCUUGGCCAGAGGGGUCUUCAGCCUUCCCUGUUCCACAGAGAGCUGGUGAAGAAAGCAGAGGAAAUUCAGAAAGUGGAGGACAAGCUCAUACCCAUGAGAGCUAAGCUGAAGACCUACAAUUCUUUACCACCUGAUUUAAUGCUGACUAAAGCCAAGAUUGAGACACUGAAGAAAGACCUGGAUGAAUUACAAGCUGAAUUAAUGGAGGGAAUAGAGGAGUUGCAUUUAUGACAGAGACGGGCUGUAACUGACAACGUGCUGAUUUCUGCCACAUCACACCUGUGUUCAUCACCAGCUGCCAAGAACUUGUAUGCUGGAACGUGUAUGGAGAACUCAUAUGUUGGUGCAAAUGUAUUGACAACUCAUGUGCUGGAGCACGUGUAUUGAGAACUCGUGUUUUGGAGCACGUGUAUUGAGAACUCGCGUUUUGGAGCACGUGUAUUGAGUGUUGACAAUUCAUGUGCUGGAGCAUGUGUAUUGGCAACUCAUGUGCUGGAGCAUGUGUAUUGACAACCCAUAUGCUAGAGCAUGCAUAUUGACAACUCGUGCUGGAGCUCAUGUAUUGACAACAUGUGUGCUGGAGCAUGUGUAUUGACAACUCAUGUGCUGGAGCAUGUGUAUUGACAACUCAUGUGCUGGAGCUCAUAUAUUGACAACUCUUGUGCUGGAGCAUGUGUAUUGACAACUUGUACACUCAACUCACCAGACUUCUUCAACAGCAUAUCACCACAAUCUCAUUAUUAAAAACUGGCCUUGAACUUUGCGCAGAAAUGAUAUGAAAGUAUCACUACAAUGGACAUAUUUUAACUUUGUAACUAUGACGUUAUUGUGUGAUGUAGUAUACAAUCAAUACAUAUAACCAUACAUUUCUUACAUACAGAAUUUCUGUGUUUAUUGACAUUGUCUGGCUAAAAGUAUUCUGGCUGCUACAAUAGUAUGCAUGUAUAGUGUCCUGUCUCAUUAAGCAAAUUAAAUUAUUAAGC
Messenger RNA from Liolophura sinensis, 1620 nucleotides. Its product is annotated as HAUS augmin-like complex subunit 1. The transcript is spliced from 10 exons. Lineage: Eukaryota; Metazoa; Mollusca; Polyplacophora; Chitonida; Chitonidae. Gene Ontology annotation, biological process: spindle assembly. The record is from RefSeq and is a predicted model, not a curated record. Gene Ontology annotation, cellular component: HAUS complex; cytosol. Bases 26 to 868 code for a protein of 280 amino acids.